Phasianus colchicus (ring-necked pheasant) is the source of this 1675-nucleotide messenger RNA. RefSeq names its product ninjurin 2 (gene NINJ2). Gene Ontology annotation, cellular component: membrane. Lineage: Eukaryota; Metazoa; Chordata; Aves; Galliformes; Phasianidae. The record is from RefSeq and is a predicted model, not a curated record. Gene Ontology annotation, biological process: cell adhesion; tissue regeneration.
UCUAAGAAGAACGCUUGUUCCACACGCUGCCUGGACAAUGCAGCAUUGGCUGCCACCCCCUCUCUCAGCCCCCAGCCGAUGCCAAAGCGGGCGGCCGGCUGCGGCUGAUGAAUAGUGGGUCUGUUCCAGCAGCUGAGCGGCCUGGUCCAGCAGGGAGAGAGACUCCGGGAUCGCAGAGUGCCCCGCUCCUCGUGCCGUCUGCAGGGAAGAGAGCCGGGGGCAGCAGGAUGGCUUCAGAAGGGGAGAGCAUCAACCUGCAAGGCAUGAAUCCUCAUCUGCGGACUAAUGGGCCAAUGAACAUCAACCAUUAUGCAACCAAGAAGAGCGUGGCAGAGAGUAUGCUGGAUGUGGCACUGUUCAUGGCAAAUGUCACACAGCUCAAAGCCGUGCUGGAGCAGGGAACUUCCUUCCAGUACUACACCACCCUCAUCGUGCUCAUCAGCAUUUCCCUCUUCUUCCAGGUGGUGAUUGGGAUCCUUCUCAUCAUCACUGCUCGUUUGAACCUGAAUGAUGUGGUAAAACAACCCCGCCUAAAUAUACUCAACAAUGCUGCAACAGCUCUCAUCUUCAUCACAGUCAUCAUCAAUAUCUUCAUCACGGCCUUUGGGGUGCAGAAGACCGGCCUCUACCCUACCAGGAAUUUUCGACCUUAUUAAGUCAAGGGGAAGUGGAGUCAGGAUCUGAACAGCACAACCAGUGGGGAAAGCUCUCCUUGAUGUUUUGAACGAUCUCAGCAGGAUCCCAGCAAAGAAUCCAGAGAACAGAGUUGAACUUUCAAAAUUGUACUUGUUUUGUGGUAUACCUGCCCCUUAACUAUAAGGCUUAUGCAGUUCUGCAGGGAUGAAGAUUUCCAUUGCUUUUCAAAGCUAGAGCAAAUUUUGCAGCAAUCUCUAGAGAAAGCUGCAGGAACAGCAGCAGGUACAUAAUUUCAAAGCACACACAUCUCUUACUACAGCUGCCUGCUUCACAUAGUGAAUAUUGGCUCAUUUUGUAGAGAAGAGUGAACAGUGUACUUGGUAGGACAAACAAAUAUAAGAUAUCCAGCUUCUUUGGUCUUAAGCAUGAUUUGCUAUAUCUAUAUAUAGAUAGCAAUGCUGAUUAGUAGUUUACCUUCCAAAUGGCUCUCUCAAACCAAAAGAAGUUAUCAUGAGACAAUAGGAAAGUAUGCAUAUCAACAUAGCUAAAGAGAGAUAAAAUAUUUUCCUAACUGUUUAAAAAUAAAAUGAAAUGAGAAACAGUUAUGAAAACAAUCAGAUAUUUCCAGUAUUAGGAAGUUAACAGUGACAGCAAAUAGAUAUUAUAUUCCGAUGUCAUCAGCAGGGGUGUGUAAGGAGUGCUGCCUGAGCAGCCUAACAAAAGGUAGGAGGGAAACAUUACACAUCAGACACUCUGGACUAAUUGCCAUGAUAGCACAUGACAAAUGUGUAGGGUAUUAGUUUAUUUAUAAGUUACCAUUUUAAUUUAAGGUUUUAUCACUAACAUCAAUGUUGUAAAUAUGUAAUCUCCACAUUGACAACGCUAGGAACUCUUUUUAAAGAAAGAUCUUUUCAGUACAAGUCUUUGAAUUGAAGAUUUUUCAGAUUUUCUUUAAGUAGUAAACACUUUGGAUCCUAGAUUUUAUAAGUCUGCAGUCACAGUAAUUGAGAUUUUAACAGCCUGGUGUAAGCCUACUUAA